Molecule: messenger RNA, 956 nt
Organism: Halteromyces radiatus
Lineage: Eukaryota; Fungi; Mucoromycota; Mucoromycetes; Mucorales; Cunninghamellaceae
Exons: 1
Coding region: 87-797 (236 amino acids)
Molecular function (GO): protein binding
Source: RefSeq, a predicted model, not a curated record
UUUUUUUUUUUUCUUUUCCCUUUGUCAUUGUCUUUUUUUUUCAAAACUUUCUUUUUCCUUUUUUUACUUUAUUUUUUUUUCCAUCUAUGGCUAUCAUUGAAGAACUUGCACAAGAACCAAAAGCCACAUCACCAACUAACAUUCAUCCACCAAGCUUUGGUGAAACCAACCUAUCCACGUCACCAUUGGUGGUUGGAGAAGAUCUUUUUUAUGAUUCAGAACAAGAUACGACACAGUUACUAGCCAAGUCGACCCAUUUAAAGCAACAAGGCAAUAUUUGUUUUGGUCAAGGGGAUUACGAGCAAGCAUUACAACAUUAUCAAGAUGCCAGUCUCUUCUGUCCUGAUGAACAACAACAAGCUAUUUAUGCCAGCAACAUGGCUGCCUGCCAUUUAAAACUCGGACGACCGCAAGAUGCUAAAGCCAUGUGUGAUACUGCUCUGGAUCUGGAUCCUACAUAUCUCAAAGCCAGGUUUCGCCGUGCUCAAGCCAAUGAACGCAUCGCCACCUCUGCCAGUUUGUCGGAUGGUUUGAAGGAUUAUCAAGACUUGCUACAACAGGAUAUUGACCCUGCCACUCGACGUGCAUGUCAACGUGCUGCUCAGGAUCUUCCACCAAGGAUCAAAUCUCUCAUGGAAAAGGAAAAGGAGGAAAUGAUGGCAAAGCUCAAGGAUCUAGGUAAUACUGUACUUGGCAAAUUUGGACUUUCUGUCGACAACUUUCAAUUUCAACAAGACCCUACUUCUGGAAAUUAUACUAUGAAUUUCGUCAAUCAACCUUCUUCUUCUUCUUCUUGAUAUUACCCAUUCCUACACGGACCAUGAUUCCCUUCAUACAAUAUGUACAUCUUAUCACAUCUUCUCUACAGAUAGACCCAUAUCUCUAUAUAUAUAUAUUUACACACAUACAUAUAUCAUUCAUAUCCCAUAUAAUAAAUUUUUUUUUAAACAACCCAG